CGCGUUUUGGCUGGUUUCGCCCUCCGCCUUCCUCAGAGGCAUGCAAAGGACGAGAUGAGUCAAAAAACAGCGAGAAAAGAUGGUUUCUUCCGCUGCUGCUGUUGCGAAUGUGCAGGUGGCUGCCAUGAGUUUCCUCCAGACAGACGCGGAGCGCGCCGCAGCGAUGCGCGAGAGCGGACCCAAAGUCACCGUCUACUCUGUCCGGGUGAGCAUUGAGCAGAUCGUGGGACGCUGUCACUCUUUCUCACUGUGUGCGUGUGUGGGUGUGCCCUUAUACUUCAGUUUGAGAAGCCUCGUGACAAGAAGAGUUGGGAUUCCUACCCUGUGGGCAUGAGGAACCUCGAGUUCACCGUGUUCACCACAGAAGCAUACGAGAAGAGGUACGCACGCUGCAGCCAUGGCUGCGGAAUUGUGUGCGCUGUAUGUGCAGCGUUGGUGAGUUCGUCGGUGACGUGAUCGACCUGGCGAAGGGGUACUGCAACGAUGACGUGCCUGAGAAGGCGUUCGACCCGGAGAUGUCCCUGAAGUACGUCGUUGCGAUGAUAUGUAACCCCGAUAUCGACAAGAUCUACGUGGCGCCACUCACACAGGAGAACAUCCAGGUGUGUGUGCACGGCGCCACACAUGCAUACACCACACCGACCCUAUCGAUGUGUAUACUGUAUGUGUCAGUUGGGACUGUUGGCGGCUCGGAUGAACGUCAAGUGCAUCGACAGCACAGGCAAGACACUGAUGGUGAGGACACCAAUGGCACUGCUGUAAAGCCUAUCAUUAUCACAUUGGUAUGUGUGGAUUGAUGGUCCUUCAGGGCAAGCCGGCGCAGCGGUUCGAUCAGGGCGUGCCGAUGGGAUUCAACCCCGACAUCUGUGUGAGUGACACACAUGCAGACACGAGACGCAUACCACUCGCAGAUGCGUGUGUGGAUGGUGUUGUCUUGCCUUGGUUAUGUCAGUUGGUCAAGACGUUCAAGCUGCAGAUGUACACCGACUUUGAGUGCCGCUACAUCGACCACCAACUGGCCAAGGCCACGGUGGGCAACACACAAUAUCAGAGAGACAGAGAGAGAGCGGGGGAGAGGGCACCCUCAGUGUGUGUGUGUGUGUGUGUGUGUCAGGAUGAGGGCAUGCCCUGUCUGUCCACAAUCCGCGCCAUGAUCAAGGACACGAAGGCAUAUGACGACAUGACGCUCCUGGCUCUCGCCAACCACGCGAUAGCCAAGUCGAAGCUGCAAGCGCACGACGUCAGCAAGAGCUAUGCGCUGGCUGAUUGACGUACUGUUGGGACACACGACGAGCAUGCAUGAAGCGAGGGGUGGGGGUGGGGCGUGAUUGUAUCAUGUACGGGCACGUGUAUAGGCAGGCAGGUGUGCUCUCCAUUGGUUUAUGACAUGGUGUACAGAUAAGCUACCCGGCAUCGCAUUUGUGCUCUCCCGCUUGUGGUUGUCACCCGCGUGAACUCAGUGUGCGCGUGCGUGUAUAUGAGUGUGUUCGGACCAUGUGUACAAGAUGAACUUGACGCAUAAAAUGCCA
Molecule: messenger RNA, 1529 nt
Organism: Vitrella brassicaformis
Lineage: Eukaryota; Vitrellaceae
Source: the annotation of a GenBank genome assembly